AUCGAACCAGCUGGAAGCUAUCAAAUGUUGUUGUUUUUGGCAGGAAGCAGGAGCUUUUCACACUUGCGAAGGAUGUCUAUCAAAGGAGCCCUCAUUGAUCUCAGCGGAACCCUGCAUGUGGAGGAUGAACCUACUCCAAAUGCAGUUGAGGCUUUGAAAAGACUCCGUGAAUCUGGUGUGGAGGUCAAGUUCGUAACGAAUACCACCAAGGAUUCCAAGGGCACUCUGCACGAAAGGCUCUGCAGGAUUGGUUUCCAACUUGACCCCUCUGAGAUCUACAGCUCCUUGAGCGCAGCAGUGGACUUUGUGGAGGAUGAGAAACUGAAUCCUUACUAUAUCCUGUCUGAGGAUGCGCGCCAGGACUUUCCGCCGGAGGAUACCAAGCGCUAUCAGGAUUCAGUUGUGAUAGGACUGGCUCCAAAGGCUUUUAACUAUGACAAACUGAACGAGGCUUUCAAAGUUCUCCUGGAGAAUAAGAAUCACAAACUGGUGGCCGUGCAUCAGGGUAAAUACUACAAACGCGCCGAUGGCCUGGCGUUGGGACCGGGAUGCUUUGUUAAGGGUUUGGAAUAUGCCACCGGAAGAACCGCCAAAGUGAUUGGCAAACCGAAUCCGUACUUCUUCGAAGGAGCUCUGGAUGGUCGGGAUCCCGCCACCUGUGUUAUGAUAGGAGAUGAUGCCCACGAUGACAUUGUCGGCGCCAUGAGCGUGGGCAUGCAGGGAAUCCAGGUCAAGACGGGCAAAUAUCUGCCAGAUGUCCAGCCAUCGCCUCCUCCAACAGCUCUGGUGGAGAACUUUGCCGAGGCAGUCGAUUGGAUAAUACAGAAAAACAAAUCUUAAGCUAUAAGCUAUGUGUUCUUAAAAAAAAUGUGUGUGACAUAUUUAACCUUAAAUGUAGUUAUUGACAAAUUAUUCAUUUAAUGUAUAAUUCAAUAAGGCAUUACUAUUAUCUUUAGAGUUUGAAAAGUAAUUAAAUGUGUAAAUUGA
This is a messenger RNA of Drosophila takahashii, 987 nucleotides long. Its product is annotated as haloacid dehalogenase-like hydrolase domain-containing protein 2. Gene Ontology annotation, biological process: dephosphorylation. The record is from RefSeq and is a predicted model, not a curated record. Lineage: Eukaryota; Metazoa; Arthropoda; Insecta; Diptera; Drosophilidae. Gene Ontology annotation, molecular function: phosphatase activity.